This is a messenger RNA of Eimeria necatrix, 5528 nucleotides long. RefSeq names its product Possible conserved eukaryotic alpha beta hydrolase, related. The transcript has 2 exons. The annotation marks the transcript as partial. Lineage: Eukaryota; Apicomplexa; Conoidasida; Eucoccidiorida; Eimeriidae. The record is from RefSeq and is a predicted model, not a curated record.
AUGUCUCUUUUCAAGGGCCUUAUAAACCGUGGGAUGUUCCCACGUUCUGGGGAAAGCAGCACAUAUGACUUUGUCUCUUUUCCCCAGCAAAUUGUUAUUCCGUUGCUGCACAGCAGCAGCAGCAGCAGCAGCAGCAGCGGGGGCAAGGCCAAGGGCAUAUCUGCGGUUCUUUUUCCGGUGAAAGAGCAGCACCAGCUGCUGCAGGUGCUAGCCACGCAGCGCUCGCUGCUGAAGCUGCUCAGCAGCAAACUGCCGGGGGAGCAGCAGCAGCAGCAGCAACAGCGGCAGCAGCAGCACCGGCAAAGACGCCAGCAAAAGCCCCAUGACGGGCAGCAGCAGCCGCAGCAACACCAAGGUGCAGACCCGCAGCAGCAGGAGCUCGACCAGCAGGAGGAGCUGCAGCAGCGAAAACGGCAGCAGCAGCAGCAGCAGCAGGAACUGGUAAAUGCCCUGGUGGAUGAGGCGCUGCAGCAGCUCUACUAUGUGCAAAGUGAAGCAGCAGAAAGGCUGCGGAGGCAGCUCAACCAAGACACAGACUGGAGCGGUUACUGCUGCAGCAGCAGCUGCUGCUGCUGCUGCGUGCUUGUCUCGGGGCAGAAACCAGUAGAAGAAAAGGGGUGCUGCACUUGCUCUCACUGUGCGCCCCCAGCAGCAGCAGCAGCAGCUGCUGCUGCUGCAGCAUCAGCACAACCAGACUCUAGCGGCAAACGGGAGAGCAGCAAUGCAGUGAGCGACGCCCCCGCCGCUGCCGCUGCAGCAGCAGCAGCAGCAGCAGCGGAGGCGCCACCAGCUGCCUCUUUUUCGGGUGCUGCUGCUUCCCCGGUGCUGCUGCGGACGGCCCGUGCUGCUCUCGGGUCGCUGCGGUCAGCAGCAGCAGCAGCUUGCUGCCCCUUUCUUCUUAUUUAUGCCCAUGGCAAUGGCAGCGACCUAAGAGAUGUGCUGCCGCUGCUGCAGCAGACACAAAGCAAAACAGGUGCUGCAGUCUUGGCCUUCGACUACCCUGGAUAUGGCCUUUCCCAAGGAAGAGCCAGUGAAGAGUCUGUUGAUAUUUGCCUGCAGUCAGUGCUGUCAUUUGUGCUGCUGCACUUGCGGUGGCCAGCAGCAAGAGUUGUUUUGUGGGGCUGCAGCAUCGGGGCAGGGCCUGUGACUCGUGCUGCUGCAGCAUUUAGUGCUGCUUUUCGGCAGCAGCAAAAGCACCAGCAUGCGCGCUGCAGCAGGCUGCAGCGCCAACUGCUCCAAAUUGCACACAAGCGGCAGCAGCAGCAGCAGCAGCAGCAGCAGCAACACAGCGAGCAUCAUGGCUGCGAACUGCUGCGGCCCUGUCUUUUUUUUCCCAUUCUCGGCAGCAACUUAUGCGCAUCUUCAGCAGCAGCAGCAGCAGCAACAGCAGCAGCCAUCGUGCCGCCCAGCACCGCGACCCCUGAGGCUGUAGUUGCUGCGCAGGUAGCUGCAGCAGCAAUGACGAAUUGUUCGGGGGCCUGGCGCACGACCAGCAGCAGCAGCAGCAGCAGCAGCAGCAGCGGCAGGUGCUGGAGCGGGGGCGGCUCCGUGAAUUUGUACAAUCUGGGGGGCAUCGUGUUGCAGUGUCCGUACACCUCGAUUCGCGCAGCAGCAAAAAGUUUUGUUCCAGCAGCAGCAGCAUCUCUUGUGGUGCCGCGGAGUGUUUGGCCAGUUGCUGCUGACCUCAGCAGCCCCAACUUCUGCUGCAGCUGCCUCUUCCUGCAUGGGAAGCAAGACGAGCUGUUUUGCUGGGAGCAGACAUGGGAAAUGCAGCAGCAGCUGCAGCAGCACCUGGAACGGAUACAAAACAGCGCAACCAGCAGCAGCAGCAGCAGCAGCAGCAGCCGCAGCAGCAGCAGCAACAGCUGCGGCACUUACGACGACUUGACCCAGCCACAUGCGUCUUACAAUGGCAGAAGAGGCAGCAGGCAGCGGUGCAGCAGCAACUGCAGCGACAGAGGUAGUGGCAGCAGCUGCAGUCUUCCUGUUUUCAACGCAGCCCCAAGCAGCAGCAGCAGCAGCAGCAGCAACAGUUGCAGCUACAUGGACAAUUCUGAAUAUUCCCCCUACUUCUGUCUUGGCUGGUACCCACCUGCUGCUUCUCAUUGUGUCUUUGAUUGGGGCAGAGAUCUGCUGCUGCCAAUCUCGGCCUUCUUAAAGAAGGCGCAUGCAGGUCUGCUGCUGCAGCUUGCUGCUGCACUUGUGCCGCUGCUGCAGUUACACGGAGACGACACCGCAGCUGCAGCAGCUGCAGCAGAAGCAGCAGCUCCGGGAGACUGGUGUAGCACCGCCCUUCUGCUGCUUCCCGACAGAGACAGGUUGCUGCUGCUGCAAGAGACGCUUCUUGGCGACUCUGCUGCUGCAGUUUCAGCAGCAACCGCAGCAGCAGCGCAGGCGAAGACAGAAACAGCAGCAACAGGAAGAGCUGCUUGCGGCUAUUUGUCUCAGUGCCUGCGGAGUGCAGCACUGAGCAGCACUUCGUUUGUGCUGUUUGCUUCCGACGCAUUUGCUGCUGCCUGGACGGAGGCCGUGAACUAUCACUGCCCACUCCUUGAGCAGCAGCAGCAGGAGCAGCAGCAGCAGCAACAGCAGCAGCAAUAUGUUGGGAAGAGCGAGCCUCAGGGUGCCGCUCGCAGCAGCCAACGGCAAAAUCUGAAGAGGCGGCUUCCGCUGCUGCUGCAGCAGCAUGUCGACACUUGGGGUUUACCAGCAGCAGCAGCAGCUUCGGCUGCUGCGAGGCAGCAGCUGCUGCUGAUUGGUGCUGCGCUGCGUCUGUUCGCUCCUCACCAGCUUUCCGGCCUUCAAAUCCAGCAGCAACUUUUGGAGCGCUGCCCGCUGCAGCAACAGCAGCACACAGCAGCAGCAGCAGCAGCGGCACCGCUGCUGCGUGUCACUCCGCUUUUGUCUGCUGCAGCACAGUAUCUGAUGGCAGAGUCUUCUGUGAGCCCCCUGAGUCCUGCUGCAGCAACUGAAUUCAGCAGCAGCGGCUGCACGUCAGCAGCAGCAGCAGCAGCAGGAGGCUGGCUGCAAGAGGGCACCAGCCAGGGGCCACUCUCUGCGGGGUCAGAGACGGAAGAAGAGACAGACACAGAUGAAGGGGAUGAAGCAGCAGCAGCAGCAGCAAAUGUUGUUUUGCCUGGAGACAUGCUGCAUGGCCUGCCGUGCAGCAGCAGCAGAGGCAGCAGCAACAGGUGCUCGCAUGCCCUCUCGUUUCACCAGCACGAAGUGAGGUGGCUGCAGCGGCAGCAGCUGCAGCAGAUGCUACAUCGACAGCAGCAGCACCAAAUGUUGCAGCGGCUGCAGCUGCAGCAAAUGGCACAGCGGCGGCACCACCAUCAGGUACAUCAGCAUGUGCUGCAUCAGGAGCAGCAGCAGCAGCAGCAGCAGCAGCACCUGCUGCGGCGCAUGCAAACUGCCUACCCGCUGCCUCCCCCAGUCCCACAUAAUUGGAUUUACGGGUCCCCAUAUGCAUCAUUUGCAGAGAGGCGGCGACUUGCUAUGGAAGCAGCAGCAGCAGCGUCCAGUGCCGCCGCUGCUGCUGCUGCUGCAGCUGCUGCAGCGGCGUCGCUGCCUCUGUUCGGGUCCGUGGAUGGGCUCAUGCGCCUCGUCAGCGACCGCUUUGUAGAGUUCCUGUCGCUGGUGCUGCAGACUGCGGUGCAGCGAGGCCUCGUAGAGGAAAUGAGGGAGCUGCUGCUGCAGCAGCAGCAGCAGCAGCAGCAGCCGUAUUCCCGGCAACAGCAGCAGCAGGCAGACGUCAUGCUGCCUCAAAUACUUGGCUUUAUUAAGAGGCUUUAUGCUGUUUUGCAGCCCUCGCUAACUCUUGAGGCCCUCUUCGUGAGAGAGUCGAGGCAGCAGUCGCAGCAACAGCAACCCGAGCAGCAGCAGCAGCAGCAGCACAAAGAGCCUUCUGCGGCGAAAUAUGUUCUUAACAGCAUUUUUGUCUGUGGCAUUCGGCUGUGCCUUAUUGACAUCGCCUCGCUACCCUCGCACAGCAGCAGGUACAGCAGCAGCUGCAGCAACGGCAGCAGCAGCAGCAGAGGCGAGGUCUCAUCUAGCAGCAACACGGUAAACAGCAGCGGAAAACAAGAUGCUGCGCCUAUUGGAGGGGUACUAUAUGCUGAGGCCGUACCUCUAGCUGCUGCUGCUUGUGCUGCUGCUUCGGCGCGGCCCCGCCUUUUUCAAACCAGCAGUAACAGCAGCAGCAGCAGCGGAGGCGAAGGCUCCACAGGGACUCCUGAGACGCUGCUGCUGCCGCUGUUUGCUGCUCCGAUGCCAAGCAUGCAGCUGGCAGCUCGGUGGCUGUUGGGGUGUCUGUUCAACUCUGCAGCAGAUGAGCCCAAGUCCAACAGCAGCCCGUGCUCUGCGCUGCAGCUGCAGCAGCUGCAGCAGCAGGAGCAACUGCAGCAGGAAGUGGCGAACGAGUUUGCUGCUGAGCACGUAAAGGACCUCAAAAGCCUCUCCAACCUGCCAAACUUUGCUGCGCUUGCGGCGCUGCGCCCAGCUUCUCUCGGCCAGCUGCUGCCGCUGCACGGAAACUGCAUGCAUUCAGCAGCAGCGGCAGCAGCAGCAGCAGCUGCUGCUGCUGCUGUUCCUGCGACGUCCGCACACGCAAACUGCAGCUUUUUUCCCUUUGGGUGGGAUCAACUGCUGCUGCUCCUCUUUGGCUGCCGCCCGCCACAGCAUGUCCGGCUGCUCUUUGGGGGCAGUAUGCAACUGCAGCAGCAGCGGCAGCAGCAGCAACUGCCCAGGUUGUUUGCUCUUCAGGCAAGUGAAGCAGCUGCAGCAGCAGCAAUGCGAGGCCGAAUCGUGUCGAAUGUGUCUCAGCACAAUGCUUCAGCAGGCUUGAAGUUACCGGGGGAGUUUAGUCACUUGCUGGGCCUGCAGCAAGCAGCAGCAGCGGCUGCUGCUGCUGCAGCAUCGCAUCUUAUGCACUGCAGCACGCAGCUGAUGAUACCCCUUUCUGCCCCAGCAGACCCAGCCUUUUUCCCUGCUGCUGCAGCAAAUGCUUCUACAGAAGCGGCGCGUCAUGCUUCGCGCGUAUCAGAUGUAGCUGCUGCUUUUAAUCGGGCCGAAGCAGCAGCUGCUGCAGCAGCUGCUGCAUCUGCUGCCUGCAGCAGCAGGAAGACGCCGCAGCCACAAGGCGACCUCGCUGUCACUGGGACUCCGCGGGAGCCAAGCUCAUUAGCAGCAGGAGCUGCCUGUGCGGCAGCAGCAGCAGCUGCUGCGGACUCGACUGCAGCAGCAGCUGCUGCAGCAGCUGGUGAUGCUGCGGAGCCCACAGGGGCUCCUGCUGGCCCAGCCGAAGGUGCUGAGGUGCAUUCGAUUCCUGCUGCAAAGCCCGCAGCAGCAACAGCAGAAGCAGCAGCUGAAGCGAACCCCUCAACACCUGCCACAGAACAAGACCCGAAUCGAGGUUGCAGCAUUCCGGCUGUGGGCGCCGAACAGCAGCAGCAGCAGAAGCAGCAGCAGCAGCAGCAGCAGCAGCAGCAGCAGCAGCAGCGGCAGCAGCAGCAGCAGCAGCAGCAGCA